Vanderwaltozyma polyspora DSM 70294 is the source of this 354-nucleotide messenger RNA. RefSeq names its product nuclear transcription factor Y subunit beta. The transcript has a single exon. NCBI's taxonomy places the organism in Eukaryota, Fungi, Ascomycota, Saccharomycetes, Saccharomycetales, Saccharomycetaceae. Gene Ontology annotation, biological process: regulation of transcription by RNA polymerase II. Gene Ontology annotation, molecular function: protein heterodimerization activity; DNA-binding transcription activator activity, RNA polymerase II-specific; RNA polymerase II cis-regulatory region sequence-specific DNA binding. Bases 1 to 354 code for a protein of 117 amino acids. Gene Ontology annotation, cellular component: CCAAT-binding factor complex. The record is from RefSeq and is a predicted model, not a curated record.
AUGAAUAGCAGUCACCAAGAAAAGUAUAUAUCUGAAUUGAGGGAACAAGACAGAUGGCUGCCAAUCAAUAAUGUUUCCAAGUUGAUGAAAAAUGCAGUGCCUACAAACGUCAAGAUUUCGAAAGAUGCAAAAGAAUGCAUGCAAGAAUGUGUCAGUGAAUUCAUUUCCUUUAUAACCAGCGAAUCCAGUGAUAAAUGCAUAGCCGAUAAGAGAAAGACCAUAAAUGGAGAAGAUAUACUAGUAUCGUUAUAUUCCCUAGGAUUCGAGAAUUAUGCAGAAGUGCUUAAAAUUUACCUUGCUAAAUAUCGAUUAUAUUUAGCAAGCAAAGCACAAGAGAUGGAGGAAGACAGUUGA